GCUGGGCCAGCGGGCCGCUGCUGUGGUGGGCGGGGCAGGUGCUCGGCGGCGCCGCGUGGCGACUGUGGCAGGCGCGGCGAGGGGCGAGGACAGCGACGGCUACGAGAGAUGGCGAGAGCUCACGUGCCGUUGCGCCUCGCCGCGGGGAGCAGGAGUUCUGGCGUGAGGCGGCGGUGGGCUCGCGAGCCCGCGUGAGUUACUCGGACGAUGACGUGGAUCACGAGAGAUAUCUACUAUGGCCAGCUCGACGUGUGCGCGAGGACGGAUCGGGGAUAGGGGGCGACGAGGUCUGGUGGGUUCUCUCUCCCGACGGGGACGUGUGGAAGGAACGGCUCGACGGAGAAGAUCGUCUCACGGGCCCAAGCGGGGCUCGACCGAUGCCGAACGUCGGCUACCCGUUGCUUGGCGCUCGGCGGCUGUACAAGUUCAGGGAGAGACCGAAUCUUGAGCAGAUCGUGGCGCUGAGCAGGGGGUGCCGUGACGUCGAGACGGCGAGGGGGCAGAAGAUGGAGGAAUGGCCGAAGAACGUUGUCGGGGACGAUGGUCAUCGUACUGAGCUGUCGGCUGUGUUGCGUGCUGCUCGAGGUGACCUGGCCCAGUUUCAGUUUGUGGGCGCCUCUCCCCCUGCAGACACGAUCUGGGUGCUGAUGGAGCCAGGCGGCGGGCGGGCUAUAGGCGAGGAAGUGCACGUGACGCCGACGGACGUGACGACGGGCAGCGACGGGCUGAAGUUCAUGGGAUCGGAGGUGUCCCGAGUGCGCCGAGUGGCUGUCGGUAGUGCACCCGCCUUGGCCAGCAAGCAGAGAGCGCGCCUGCGCCGAGCCAUAGACGUGCUGGAGCCGCUGGUUGACAGAUCUGUGGAACAGGGAGUGAAGGGCCAGCUCGGGCUGAACACUAGCGACAACGGGGGUGAGGCUGGCAGUGGAGAGGGGCGCAAAGCGACCAGUAGCGUGGACGACGUGAGGACCCUCAGCGUCGACUUCGACGGGCGCGGCGAAAGGUUCAAGGACUGGCGCAGCGUGGUGAGCGAGAUCGCGGCCGAGAGCUUCCCCGACGACCCGAUCGAUGGGCCCGUGUCGAUCGUCCACCUGGCGAAGGCCAUGUACAAGAGCGGCGGCGACCCGAUGCGAUGGCUGGCCGAGCUAGCAGGAACCUACGACCAGGCUGUUGACGGCCUCAAUUGGCUUGCAGGGGCAUUCGUGGGGUCUUCCACGACGCCCGUGACGGCCGUGCAGCUCGACGUCGCGCAGCGCAUCGAUGGGCAGGUGAACGACAUCGUGCAGCCGAUGCGAGGCGUGGAGCUGCAGCCUCCGCAUUCAGCCCCGCGGGAGUUGAUGCGAGGGAGGUCACCUUACCUCGGCGGCCCUCCCGAGGACGUGCUCGCCCCUCACCGACCUGGGCUGCCGUCGCUUCCCGGGGGCAUCGCCGAGGCGCCUGCGCUUCGUGAACUGCUUCGGGGGCGAGCGCGCCAGUGCGUGGAGGGGCAAGGCGAGCGCAUGCUGCGGGACCACGAGAGCGUGCUCGAGGCGCUGGAGCGUUGCCCGCGGGUGCCCUUCAGCGAGCCAUCGCUGGUGCGGAGCCGGCGGCGGCGCGGUGCUUUUGUGAGGGAUCUCGCGAAACGUGGACUGGUGUCAUUUGCACGUCAGGUCUCGGAGAUGGUGGGCAUCUUUUUCGUGUGGAAAAAGGGGGGAGUACAGACUCGUAUGAUUCUGGAUUGUCGCAGGAGCAACGCUUGGUUGAUAGAUCCCCCGCCGGUGCAGUUGCUGACGGCGGAGGGUCUCUCGGCCUUCGAGCUCGAGGAGGGCGGGGGCGCCGGGGGCCACUUGCAGGCGGCCCUCCAGGCGGCGCUCGAGGACGUGGGGUUCUCGGUGGGGGUGGCGGACGUGAAGGGCGCCUUCCACCGCGUGCGGCUGCCGCCAUGGAUGAAGCGCUUGUUCGGCCUGCCCGCCCUGAAGGCCGGGGGCGUCAGGCUCCACGGGGCGAUGCUGGCUCUCCCGAUGGGAUGUACCGGGGGCCUGUGCCUGUGCCAGUGCGUGACGGAGCUCCGUUGUCAGUUCGCGCCGAGCCUUCGCGACGGCGCGCCCCUCAGCGACGUGGGGGAGCCGUUGGUGCUCAGGUUGGCAGCGGGUGCGGCGCAGAUCGAGCACUACGUGUGCGUCGACAACAUGGGCGUGAUCGGGCAGAACGGGGAGCGCGGGAGCAGCAGCCUCGACGAGCUGGUGCAGGCUUUCGAGGCCGUGGGUCUACGCGUCCACGGGCGUGAGGUUCGGAGUGACGGCAUCGAGGUGCUCGGCGUGGUGCUGGACGGCCAGAGGCUGCAGACGCGCCCGACGUCGAAGAGGCUCUGGAGGGUGCGCCAGGCGAUCACGGGACUGCUCCAACUUCGUGCAGUCCGUGGUGAUGACCUGCGCGUCCUGCUGGGGCACUGCGCGUACCUGGGCCUGGUGCGCCGCCCCGUGCUUUGUGAGAAGGCCUUGACCGAAUCCACGCUGCCCAGGGGUGACUACGAGAUGGACCCCGAGUUCUGUGAGGCCGUUGUGGAUGCCUCGGGCGCUGCCGAGAGCUCGGCCGACCGCGACGGGCCCUUCCCCAGCAGCAGAGCCGUCGUCGGCGUCGCGGCUGAGGGUGCUCACGCGGGAGAGAGCUCGAGGCGCAACCUGCCGCCGCCCGAAGGCGCGUCACUGGAAAGCGGGCUCGGUCAGCUGGGGGCAGCUCGAGCGGCCGAGGCCGCCGUCGAGCUCAAGCGGCAGAGGGCGCUGGUGAGGCGUGUGAAGAGGCGGCACCACGCGGUGGCUCGUGCGAUCGGGGGCGGGGUGCCGCUCGACCGAUACUUGGAGUCGAGCGCGGUGACGCCGCGGGUGAGGGCCCAGUACCAGAGAGUGCUCGAGCAGUUGAAGCAGAGGUGUGGUCGCCAGGACUUUUUCGAGAUGCCAGCGGAGACGAUGGACGCCUGCCUGGUCCACUACUUCACCUCGCUGUACUUGCUGGGCGAGCAGGCUUCGACGGGGAUGUAUGUCGCGGCGGCUGUGAACCAUUUCUACCCGAGGUUUGGGCGCUUGGGGGCGGACGCACUACCACGGAUGUGGAAGGCGCUGCAAGGAUGGAAGCGGCUGACGCCUGGGAGAGCCAGGAUGCCCGAGCCGCUGAACAUCUGGUGUGCCCUUAUGCAUGUCCUGGUGUUGCGGGGACGACGGAUGAUGGCGGUGUUCUCGGCGCUGGCUGUGUCGACCUACCGCAGGCCGUCGUCCCUGUUCCGUUUGCGCCCUGGCGACAUAGUGAAACCAGGAGGUGGCAGUCAGCACUGGGGACUCCCCAUGCGCCCCCAGGAGCGAGCGACGCCCGACAAGGUGGGAGAGUUCGACCUGAGCGUGAGGCCUGUGUGGGAGUUCGACUACCCCGAGCUGCUGCGCGAGAUGAAGGCGGCCUGCCUUAUGCUGCAGCUGCGGCCCGUCGCGCCGUAUCAGGCGCGGCACUCGGGCGCCAGUAUCGACCGUGCCAGCUGCGAGAGGACGCAGGCAGAGGUGCAGCGGCGAGGGGGCUGGCGCCAGUCGAAGAACAUGGCGCGCUACGAGAAGAGCGCGCGCCUCGGGCAGCGCGCGCAGGUGCGCGGGCCGAUGCUGGAGGCGUGCGGCGACCAGUGCUUGCGCGAGCUGGAGCGCGCCUUGCGGUGCAACGCGCUCCUGAUCGGGGACGAGCUGGCCAUGAUCGGGUCGGGCCUCGCCGAGAGUGGGGUGCCUACCUGGGUGUGGCGAGGCGACGCCCUCUGUGACGAGCGGCUGGGCGCGCCCCUGGAGCGCCGCCUCCAGGCGCGCACGCGGCGUGGCGAGGUGGCCGUGCUUUUCCUGUCGCCCGCGCUGCCGUCGGCGAGCAAAGCUACAGGGAGGCUGGCAGGCCACCACCGUCUGCAGAGGUUUGCGGAGCGUUUGAAGCGUCUCAUUGCCGCUGCUUGGCAAGCUCGAAUGCCGCUCCUCCUGGAGAUACCCCAGGGUAGCCGGCUCUGGCCACAUCUUUUGAGCCAGCCCGAGGUGCCAGCACGUUUCGUGACGAAGGACCUCCGAGAGACCUUCCCGACGACGCCGCCGCCGCCCUCGGCUUCCCCGUCCCUCGGCGGCGGCCGUCGCGGCCGCCGCGGCGACGUGCCGCUGCCGAUGCCGCUGGCGACGCCGACGGCGUCGACGCUGAGCCGCGGACGCGACGAGCUGCCGUGGCGCGCCGUCGGUGCGCGGAGAGCGGCGCCGCAGCCCAGCGGGAAGGUACGCGCAGGCGCUCGGCAGCAGCGGGCCGCGGCCGCUGGUGCCGAGGCCGAGGUGCUCGCCCCGCGUGCGCCCAGGGUGCUGUCCGUGGCAUGGUGGAGCUCCCCUCGACCGUUCACGUGCGACGAGUACCUCGUGCACGAACGCGCCAUUCUCUGGCCAGUCUCCGCUGAAAUAUGGGUGCGCUUGAUGACCGACGGUCUCGUCUAUGAUGAGGCUGUCAGGCUCCGUGACGAGGAGGAUGAGGACCUCGUGGAGUUUUCGAAGGUACCGACCUGGCAGGACUGGGUAGUGUGGCUGGUCGCUGCCGAGAGCCCAGGUCUGGCGGUUUGCGAGCAGGUCACGGGCGGCAAGCUGGUAGCCGUCUACAGUUUUUGUGCGCCACCUUCGUCUGGCAGCUCGUCGAUGGGGGCGUGGUGCGGCGGUGCCGGCAUGCUCGGGGGGGGCGCCAUCUUCUGCGUCCAGAAGAAGGGCGGGCGCCGGCAGCUCAUCGUUGACGCCCGCCGUGCCAAUCGCCGCUUUCACGACCCCCCUGCCGCCAGCCGCGCCGCCUGCGAGUCUUGCGGCGAGCUGGAGGUGUGGGGCGACCUGUUGCUGCGCGCCGCCUCGACGGAUGUGCAGGAUUGCUUCUACAGGUUCAAGAUGGACCAGGGCCUGAGCCGCUACUUCGGGUUGCCCUCGCUCAGGGCCUGCGACGUGGGCCGCGCCGGGGCGGAGCUGGAGGGCCUGCCCUUACUUCCCGAUGAGCGGGUUCAUUCCUGUUUGGCUGCCCACCCCGUGGUCUUCAAGGGGGGUCUGUGCGUUGUCCACGGCAAACUGGGGGCUGUUGGAGCUCGGCGGGGGCUGGGCGAAGGCGCGGCGGCCGAAGGGCGGCCGGCGCCUGCCAACCCUGCGCCGCCGGUGGAGCAGGAGGCCGGGGCCGACACCGUGCCGUCCUCGUUCUGGCUGGUGGUGCUGGUGAACGAGCUGCUGUUCCUGGGCCUCGUCGCCUGGUACGUGUACGGCUCGUGGGGCGGCGCGUGGCUGGCCUCGCCGGAGAUGCAGCAGUGGGCGUGGGUUCGCUACGACGGCGAGCCAUUAUGGCACCAGCGGCUGAUCUUGGGGCGUCGGGCGAGAGUGCCAGCUGAGGUCGUGUCGCCGUUCGUCGUGCUGAUCUGCACCGUGGACACGGACAUCUACGAGGAGGACUACACGUGCGACGGCAGCGACAUCAUCGCCGUGCGUUACGCCGGCGAUCGGGCGACCUUCCCGCCCGGGAUUCGGGGCGCGAGCUCACACCGCUUCAGGCGGGGCCUGACGAUGCAGGAGCAGCAGCAGAUCGACCAGGCGGCCUUGGACUACUGCAGGGCGGCGCUGGCGGCCGAUCAUCAUCGCCUUCGACUGGGAGCGCCGGCGGGGCCCUUCCUCAUCCCGUUGACCUUCGGUCAGGGCGGCCCGGCUGCCCCGGCGGAGGCAGGUGAAGUGGCGGCGGUGGUGGCCCCGGGCGCGCAGGCUGCUGCUCUGGUCGCCGCUGGUGGAGGACCUGGCGGUGCCGUCGGAGGAGCGGCCGCUGCCGGAGCAGGUGCUGCUGGCGGAGCCGCCGCUCCUGCGGCGGCGGGCGUAGCCGCUGCCGCCAUGUGGGUGCUGGUCGAGUCGACGACUGCUGGUGCGCGCGGGACCGCCGUGGCUCCGCCCGCCGGAUCGGUGCUGCGAGGGUCUGUCGGCCUCAUGCCGCUGGCCGACGGCUCGUGGGUGGCGAUCCGCUCGAUCUCGGGAUCGGCCCAGGAGUACGCCGGGCGAGAGGCCGCGUCGGACGCUCGUCUGAUGGGGAUCCUGCCGAACCCUGCUGUUCCAGGCGGGAGGCUGCUGCGGCAGUGGCGCGACGCCGUCGCCAGCUUCACCGAGGAGGUGGUUAAUACUCUCAACGAGCUGUACGUCGGCCAGCCCUGUCGCCACGGCGACCACUCGCAGCCUGUCUCUGCGGGUCAGCAGCGGGCCUUGGACAACGUUCGAGAUGCUGUCCGACGGUUCGGUAAGCCCCCGGAGGGAUUGACUGGCUCAGGAGCCCUUGAGGAGCUCCGAGUUCUCAGCGACUACGCCGGCGAGAGUGCCACGGUCGCUCCGUUCAGCUUUGAUAACAUCAACAGCCUCUCGCUCCCGGACGAGGGUUUCACGCCGGUGGCGCUGGACACGCUGGGAGGAGGAGCUGGCCGCAAGAUAGUUGAACGGCUUCAUGAUAUGAUGCUGUCCCAGUCCGAGGGUCGGGCUCGGAUUGAGUCCGACGGUCCUCGGAAGCUUUACAUUGACCCGGCGCUCAGGAACCCCGAGCUGUACAUCCAGCUGCUGCGGAUCCUCGAGCGCCGGAACCUCAUCGACUACUACGCUGACAAGGCGUGCAGCGUGGGUGUGUUCUUCGUUUAUAAGAAGUCGGGGAAGCUGCGGCUCAUCCUGGACGGCAGGCAUGCGUCCCUGCACUUCCGGGCCCCCGACAAAGUGGCCCUUGCGUCUGGCGCCAGCUUCGCUGGCCUUCACGUGGACAGCGGGAAGCCCAUCGCCGUGGCCGAGGUGGACCUGGCCGACGCCUUCUACACGAUGCUGCUGCCGCCGGAGUUCCGACGGUACUUUGCGCUGCCGAGCUGCCGCGCGGGCCUGCUGGGGCUUGACUGCACCUCGGAUGGGCGCCCUCUCAGCGGGGCGGACCUGGUCUACCCCUGCUUCCGGUGCCCGCCGAUGGGCUGCUCCUUCAGCCUCUGGAUCUGCCAGACGAUGUUGGAGGCGACCGCGCUGCAGGUGCCCCAGCUGACCGUGGCCAACCGCUUCGUGGACAGGCGUCCUGUGCCGGGUGUCACCAGCGACGUGAUCCACACCGAGUACGUGGACAACGCGCUGAGCCUCUCGACCGACCCGUCGGUGGCGUCCGCGGCGGCCGCUGCUGUCGACUCUCGGCUCCGGGCGGCUGGCCUACCAACCCACGGGGUCGAGUGCAGUUUCGGCGCUGCCGCGCUGGGCUGGCAGUUCGACGAGAAGUUCCCGAUCAUCGGACUGAACCCGGCGCUGCGGUGGAAGCUACGUCUGGCCUGCCUGGAGCUGUGCCGGAAGGGCUUCGCUUCGGGCAAGACGGUCUCGCGCGUGGUCUCACACUUUACAUCGAGGGCGCUGAUCCGGCGCGAGCUUCUGUCCUGUCUCAACUCGCUGUACGCUUUUUCUGCCCAGUAUGGUGGCCGAACUGCUCGGCUCUGGCCCUCUUGCCUGCGCGAGCUCCGCUGGUGCGCCAGUCUGGUCGUGUUCUGCUUCCGAGACGCGGGUGCCGCGUUUGACAGCAGGUGGAGAUUCAGCAAGACUCAGGAGGGUGGCGUCUCACAUCGGUCCCUCGCCCUAAAGGCUCAGAGCUCUGGAGACCCCUUCGUGCCCGAGUCGGUCGCAACCUUCGAGAAUCCAGGGGGCUUCCAGGAGGUGAUCACGGACUUGGAGGAGGAUGAGGAGUUCGUCGUGUCGAGCUCCGCGUUCGAGGUGGAGGAGGUGACCCAGGUGGAGAAUGAGGAGUUCCCGGAGAUCCCAGAGGGCGUCUGGGCGGAGGGGUGGUACCCGGUCGUGUCGCACAGAUGGUGUCGUUCGGAACCUCAAGUCGUUCUCGAAGGUCGUGGGAUGGUGGUGGCUGUUCGGCAUAUCCUUCGGCGUCUCUCAUCCUUCAACCGGUGCCAUCUGUGCUUGGGCGAUUGUUUGGGAACGAUCCUGGCUGCCACCAAGGGGCGGUCUUCGCGCCCAGAGAUGGGGCGCAUCUGCCGGCAGCUGGCGGCCCUUUCGCUGGCUAGCGGCACUGCCUUCUUUUGGCGCUGGGUGCCUUCCGAGCGGAACUCCGCGGACCGCGCCUCCAGGAACCUGCCGGGCGUGGGCUAUGCUUCGUCGACAGCAGAUACCUGCUGCCCAGGUGCCAGUGGUGCUAGCCACGGCGCCCGCUCCGACGUCGGGCGGCCUCCUGGCGCGAGGCAGCCUGCCUUCGGGCCCCCGCCUGGCCUCGAGCAAGAGGCGAGCUGGGACCCCAGCGGGGCGGACUACUUCCUCGGCAGCGGCUUCGACAUUGGGGCUGGCCCUGGCGGCCGAGCCGCUGGAGCGGACGGCCCGUGCGAAGCGUCGGCGGACCAGGCCGUGAACAACAGGACGACGCUGGACUACCAGGCCCGAUACCACCGUUUCCUGACCUGGGCCGAGUCUGCGAGGCUCCCAGUGUCCACCAUCCCAGAGCUGGAGGAGACGCUCCUGGAAUACUUCAACGAGCUGUACUUCGAGGGCCACGACUCGCCGGACGGGUCGAAGCUGGCGGCCGCCGUGACCCACUUCCGGCUGGACCUGCUGCCGAAGCUGAUCAACAUGCCGCGCGUGCAGCGGGCGCUGAAGGGCUGGAAGUCCAUGGCGCCCCCCCGGGCUCGCCUGCCCCUGCCCUGGCCGGUGGUGGCGUGGAUGGCGGACUGGAUGGUGACGAACGGGUUCGGGGCGGCGGCGACGGCAACCGUGCUGGCCUUCAUCCUCUACCUGCGCCCCUCCGAGCUGCUGUCCCUGCGCGUGAUCUCGGUCGUGCGGCCGGUGAAGAGCGGGCCCCGGCACCUGAGCAAGUACUCCAUCCUCCUGUUCCCCGCCGAGCUCGAGGCGAGGUCGAAGACAAAGGACUACGACAUCAGCCUGCUGCUGGACAACCCAGAGUUCGGCUGGAUGGAGCAGGUGCUGGACCGACUGGUGCUGGGCCGACGCCCGGAGCAGCCGCUGUUCGCGCUGAGCAUGAAGUCGUGGACCCGAGCGUUCAACCUCGCGUCCGCCGCCCUGGACCUGGAGAUCCUGGGCCCCCCGAACUUGAGCUCGUGGGCCCACACCGCCAAGUCGAAGGUGUACCUGGAGAUCUUCAGUGGCUCCGGGAACUGGUCGCGUGCCAUGCGACACGGCCAGGCCUCUCGGCUGGCCCCACGUGUCUUCGAGCUGGACAUGGAGCACGAGCCCGCCCUGGGCGACCUCUCCAGGCGCAGCGUGCAACGUGUUGUUCGGGGUUGGCUUCGUGGGCAGCUGCUCCAGGGUGUGUGGCUGGGCAUGCCGUGCAGUUCCUGGUCCAUGGUGAUGCUGGGGAACAGGCUCGCGUGCUUCUCCUUCAGCUUCUUUCUGGAGUGCGCGCUGCGUGGGGUCCCAGCGGCGAUCGAGAACCCGGCCACUUCGUGGGUGUGGCAGACCAAGUGGGCGGUACAUGCCGCCAAGCAGACCAACGUGAAG
Prorocentrum cordatum is the source of this 9485-nucleotide messenger RNA. NCBI's taxonomy places the organism in Eukaryota, Dinophyceae, Prorocentrales, Prorocentraceae. The record is from the annotation of a GenBank genome assembly.